Paramisgurnus dabryanus is the source of this 1780-nucleotide messenger RNA. RefSeq names its product globoside alpha-1,3-N-acetylgalactosaminyltransferase 1-like. Gene Ontology annotation, molecular function: hexosyltransferase activity. Gene Ontology annotation, biological process: carbohydrate metabolic process. Gene Ontology annotation, cellular component: membrane; vesicle; Golgi apparatus. Lineage: Eukaryota; Metazoa; Chordata; Actinopteri; Cypriniformes; Cobitidae. The record is from RefSeq and is a predicted model, not a curated record.
UCCACCCUGGCAAAUGUGUCUGAAAUAUCAUUCUCACUAAGGCAACACACUCCUCCUUCUCUCUCUUGCUUCCCUAUAGCUUUCUCUCACUAAGCCUUCAGUUUAGUCUUCCAAGUUAUUGCUACCACAUAUUAUCCAGGAAAAAUCAUGUCCCGGCACAAUAUUGUUUUCAUCUUUCUUGUGUUCACUGGCAUGCUAUUGAGUGGGGCAAUUUACCUUUACAAUACCUCCAACCCAUACAGACUAAUGACAGAACUAUGCUCAAAAAAGAUAGAGAAGAAGAAUAAGAAUUUGGGACUGCAUUCGUUGCCAGGGAUUUCGUACAAACAGCCCAGCGUCUUGGAAGGUAGGACAGAUGUUGUUUCUGUGACACCAUGGUUGGCUCCAAUCAUUUGGGAGGGAACGUUUGAUCCUACAAUGAUCGACUCCAUCUACAAACAACAAAACAUCACCAUUGCAACAACUGUCUUCGCUUUGGGAAAAUACACACGUUUUCUCAAAGACUUUCUGGAGUCAGCCGAGCAACAUUAUUUUGUUGGAUUUCGUGUGCAUUAUUAUUUAUUUACUGAUCAACCAGAAGCGGUUCCUGAUGUAAAACUGAGUAAUGAACAUCAGCUGAUGGUGCGAAAGGCCCCGAGUAUGGAUAGGUGGCAGGACAUCAGUAUGGGCAGGAUGGAAAUAUUGGAAAAACUAACUGCGAGUGAACUGGACAAUGAUAUCGAUUAUAUUUUCUGCCUUGAUGUGGAUACAAAGUUUUAUGGCCGCUGGGGUGUGGAGACUUUAGGUCGGCUUGUAGGUGUGAUCCAUCCUUGGUUCUAUGAUUAUCCACGGGAUCAAUUUACAUAUGAACGUAGACCAGAGUCACAAGCGUUUAUUCCGGUUGAAGAAGGUGAUUAUUAUUACACUGCUGCUGCGUUCGGUGGCACAGUACAGGAAGUUUAUAAGCUCACCAAAACCUGUCGUGAGCAGCAGAGUAUUGAUGCUGCAAAGUCUAUUGAGGCGAUAUGGCAGGAGGAGUCUCAUGUGAACAAGUAUUUUCUUUACAAUAAACCCAGCAAACUGCUCUCACCCGAGUAUCUGUGGCGGGAUAUUGACAUAAGAACGAGACAUGUCAAAAUUAUUCGCUUCUCUCAUGUGGCUAAAAACAAAGCUGAGGUUCGCCCAAACUUAUAGCAACUGUUGGCAAUGACAAUAUACAUCUGCAUUGACAUUUGCAUUUACAUUAUGCCAGCGAAAGGUCAUUUUACUUUAACUUUUUUUACUUGGAAUUACUUGAAAAUGAAAUUAACGUUAAAACAUAUGUGCUUUAAUAUUAAUUUUUUUGUGGUAACAUUGUUUUAAAGGUACUCUUUUUUUUAUAAAAAAAAAAAAUAAGUCUAGUGUACUCCACUUUAGGUCUUGCCUGGAUUUAAAAACUUAAAACCCUUAUGGCAUGAAUUGACCUUCUUUUUUAUAAUUGUUGAAAGAGAAAUACUUUGAUCGAUUUUUAAUCAAGUUAAAGUUGGUACUUGAUAAAUGUAUACUAAAUUAAUAAAAUAUUUUUACAUGUGAUUUGCAUAAUUGGAGAGGUUUUUAUAUGGUGACUAGUUAAAGUUUUUUGAAUGAUUUAAGAAUGUGAAUUGAAGACAAAUUAAGGUUAAUUGAUUGUUUACUAAUUGUAUAAAUCAGGAGACACAAAGUUACUCUGUGAACUGCAGAAGGCCUAUGGGCUGAAAUGUCUGUACAAACCUUUGUGAAAAAAAUAUUAAAGAUUUAUGAGUGUGAAUCAUGAUGAAUGUAA